This is a messenger RNA of Zymoseptoria tritici IPO323, 1800 nucleotides long. RefSeq lists its product as uncharacterized. Gene Ontology annotation, molecular function: GTP binding. Gene Ontology annotation, cellular component: nucleolus. The record is from RefSeq and is a predicted model, not a curated record. Lineage: Eukaryota; Fungi; Ascomycota; Dothideomycetes; Mycosphaerellales; Mycosphaerellaceae. The transcript is spliced from 3 exons. Bases 46 to 1800 code for a protein of 584 amino acids.
UCUCCACCUCGAACAGUCCCACUCCCCGGCAUAUCGACCGUGAAUAUGGGAUCUGGCAAGAAAGAAGGCGCCCGCCGGGAACGGCAGGGCAAGACUGGAGAUGGCAUGGGCAAUGUUCACACCAAGGGCGAGAACUUCUACCGCAGCGCCAAAAAAGUGAAGACCCUCAAUAUGUUCAAGGAGGGAAAGCCGAUCCGCAACGCCAAAGGAGACAUCACACAGGCCGCUUCAUUCCAGAGCAGAGACAAGCCAACCGCCCGAAUCGAGCCCAAUAGGAAGUGGUUCACCAACACCCGAGUCAUUUCUCAAGAAGCACUCAACACCUUCCGCGGCGCAGUCGAGGCACAGAGCAAGGAUCCAUACAGCUACCUGCUCAAGCAGAACAAGCUGCCCAUGAGCUUGAUCAACGACAACAAGGACAAGGAGCGAAAAGACGGACUCAUACAGCACAAGGCCAAGAUACGAAUUGAAAGUGAGAAGUUCGAAGACACAUUUGGACCCAAGGCACAAAGAAAACGACCGCGGCUUGCUGUUGCGAGCCUUGAGGAUCUUGCUUCCGCCACCACAACAGACUACGGCACAUUCAGAGAGAGGCAAGAAGAAGCUCGUCUACUUUCAGGACUCGGCGAUGAAGGACACGACGCUUUCGAGGCCAAUCCAAGGACCGAUCACGGCGAGCUCUCCACUGCGCGAGAGCCUGUCUUUUCGAAAGGCCAGAGUAAGCGCAUUUGGAAUGAGCUGUACAAGGUUAUCGACAGUUCGGAUGUGGUCAUCCAUGUGCUGGAUGCGCGGGAUCCUCUAGGAACUCGAUGUCGGAGUGUCGAGAAGUACAUCAAGGACGAAGCACCACACAAGCACUUGCUCUUCCUACUCAACAAGUGCGAUCUGGUACCCACCAGCGUUGCGGCAAAAUGGGUCAAGCUCCUAUCACAAGAAUAUCCCACACUCGCGUUCCAUGCCAGUAUGACCAACAGCUUCGGCAAGGGCACACUCAUCUCCCUCCUUCGACAAUUCUCCUCCCUUCACAGCUCCCGCAAACAAAUCUCCGUCGGCUUCAUCGGAUACCCCAAUACCGGCAAAUCAUCCAUUAUCAACACACUACGCGCGAAGAAGGUCUGCACAACGGCUCCGAUUCCAGGCGAGACAAAGGUGUGGCAAUACAUCACGCUCAUGAAGCGCAUCUAUCUCAUCGACUGUCCUGGCAUCGUUCCGCCCUCAAUGACCGACUCGCCCGAGGAUAUCCUUCUGCGAGGUGUCGUACGAGUCGAGAACGUGGAAAACCCAGCGCAGUACAUCCCCGCCGUCUUGUCAAAGUGCAAGCAACACCAUCUCGAGCGAACAUACGAGAUGAAAGGCUGGCGGACAGAAGAGAGUAUCAGAUUUCUCGAGGUCCUUGCACGGAGAGGUGGUAGGUUGCUCAAAGGUGGUGAAGCAGACAUGGACGGUGUUGCCAAGAUGGUCCUGAACGACUUUCUCCGAGGCAAGAUUCCGUGGUUUAGCCCUCCUCCUGCUGGCGAGGGCGAGGCUGAGAAGGAGGAAGGUCGUGAUGAGAAACUUGGUCUCACGCAUAAGAAGCGGAAGCGUGAAGAGUUUGAGGAGAAUCAAGCUGCGGUCGCGAAGACUGCGCCAGAGGAAGAUGAGGAAGAUGAUGAUGACUCUGAGGACAUGUACGAGGAGGAUGAAGAUGAAGCGGGCGAUGACUUCGAGGGCUUCGGAGAAGAGGCUGAUGCCACUGAUGGAGAGAGCACAGGUGGCGUUAGGAUAGAUGCUGGAGACAGCGAUGAGGAGGCUCCUUCGUGA